AUGUCGGGCCCCUACGACUAUCGACAAGCUCCUCCGUACGCCGGCUCACCAGCUCAACAAUACCAGCCUUAUCAAACUCCCCCACCUGGCGCCUCUGCCUACAAUAGGGCCCCUCCGCAGCAGCCUUCCUACCCCGCAUCGCCAGGCGGUUAUGCACGUCCUCCGCCGCCACCACCGCAGGGUCAGCCCCAUGGAUCAUCGGGAUCGCCGUAUCCUGCUCAACAACCUUACCAGCAGCCGGCGUAUCCCACCCAGCCUCAUGGACAGCCAUCUGGACCGCCUUCCUAUAACCAAGGUUAUCCCCCACAAGGGUCCCCUUACCCUGGAGGGCCUCCCGGUCCGGGUCCCUCUGCAGGCCCGCCAGGAGGUCAAUAUGGCCCUCCCGGCGGUGGUCCUCCCCCCCAGGCCGCACCUGCCACUCCUCAGCAGACGCAAGCUUACCGCCAGCUUCUGAUUGGGACUAUCCAAGAGAAGAACCUUCAGAGUUUCUACCCACCUGAUCGUUUGGACCGUCUCGUCCAGAGCCUGGCUCAUGAUGCGCCAUCCCGGCUCAACAAGCUCAUCCACGAAUGGAAUGUUCCUAUGGAGGUUGCCACAGAUGUCAUGAAGCUCGCACUAUUCGACGUGGUUCUUUACGUGGAUGACAGUGGAUCGAUCGAGUUCGAAGAGAAUGGUUUACGCAAGGACCAGCUGAAACAGAUCUUGGGCAUCGUAGCAACCGCCGCUUCAACCUUUGACCAGGAUGGAAUUUCAGUGCGAUUCAUGAACAACGCCGAGAACGGUGAUGGGAUUCGCACCGUCGCAGAUGUACAGAACCUGGUUUCUCGGGUCCGUUUCGCUGGUUUGACUCCUUUGGGCACCAGCCUGCGCAACAAGGUUGUUGAGCCUCUGGUUGUGGGCCCUGCGCGCGCUGGCCGCCUUGAGAAGCCCGUGCUGGUUAUCACCAUUACCGAUGGCCAGCCGGCUGGCGAGCCACACAGCAUGGUUGCCGACACCAUUCGCUAUGCCGUUGAUGAGGUUUCCCGUACCCGCUAUGGCCGUGGAGCAGUCUCCUUCCAGUUCUCUCAAGUUGGCAACGACACUCGCGCUCGCAAGUUCCUCUCUGAUCUCGAUGAGGAUCCUCAGAUUGGAUCUCUGAUUGAUUGCACUUCAAACUUUGAGGUUGAGCAAGAUGAGAUGUCUCGGGCCGUGCCCCCUGUGCAUCUUACGCGAGAGCUCUGGUGUGCCAAGCUCAUGCUCGGUGCUAUCGACUCCUCCUAUGAUACAAAGGAUGAGAAGGCUCAAGGACGUGCCAAUGGCGGUGGUGCGCCUCCACCUCAGGGCUAUGGAGGCUACAGCCACCCGCCUGGUGGUCCCCCCAGCGGUCCUCCUCCUGGUGGUCCUCAGGGAUACGGUGGCCCACCCUCCAGCGGUCCACCGCAAGGAUAUGGACGUCCUGCUCCCGCAGGCGGUCCUCCCGGUGGUUACCAGCAAGGAUAUGGUGCGCAGCCCAGCUACGGCCCUGGCCCUGGACAAGGCGGUUAUAGCCCGCAGCCCCCGCAACAAGGGUACGCACCUCCUCCAGGUCCACCCCCGGGUCAACAUGCACCUUACGGCGGUGCUCAAAGGGACUCGCCCUAUGGCCAGCAGCCAUAUGGAUACCCGCCCCCUGGACCUGGUUACCCGCCCUCUCGUCACUACUAA
Molecule: messenger RNA, 1683 nt
Organism: Penicillium chermesinum
Lineage: Eukaryota; Fungi; Ascomycota; Eurotiomycetes; Eurotiales; Aspergillaceae
Exons: 4
Coding region: 1-1683 (560 amino acids)
Source: RefSeq, a predicted model, not a curated record